AUGCCGAAGGAAGUCAAACAGAAGUCCGGCCUUGUCGUCGGCCUCAACCGUGGCCACCAGGUCACUCCCAGGACUCCGGCACCCAGGAUCUCGAGGAGGAAGGGUUUCUUGUCGAAGCGCACUGCCUUCGUCCGUGAGAUCACCCGUGAGGUCGCUGGACUUGCCCCCUACGAGAAGCGUGUUAUCGAACUGCUCCGAAACUCCAAGGACAAGCGUGCCCGUCGUCUAGCGAAGAAGAGGCUCGGUACCUUCGGUCGCGCGAAGAGAAAGGUUGACGAGAUGACCAACGUCAUCGCCGAGUCGAAGCGCGCCGCUCACUAAACGGCUUUCAUGAAUGACGGAUGAAGCAACACGGCGACGAUCAAUUUUCCGAUUCUUCCUGGGUGUUAGGUCUUUUCACAUGGCGGCUCGACACGAAUCCGAGACGUCACAGCAUACCCCACAAGGAUGGCACUAUAUCGGAGUAUGGCAAUGAACAAUGAAGGUUCACGUACCUAGCAGUGUCACUCAAAAUCAUGAAAUGUGACGAUUGGUUCACGCCAACAAUACCCUUCCC
Cucurbitaria berberidis CBS 394.84 is the source of this 556-nucleotide messenger RNA. Its product is annotated as ribosomal protein L36e. Gene Ontology annotation, cellular component: ribosome; cytosolic large ribosomal subunit. Gene Ontology annotation, molecular function: structural constituent of ribosome. NCBI's taxonomy places the organism in Eukaryota, Fungi, Ascomycota, Dothideomycetes, Pleosporales, Cucurbitariaceae. The record is from RefSeq and is a predicted model, not a curated record. Gene Ontology annotation, biological process: cytoplasmic translation. The transcript has 4 exons. The coding region runs from base 1 to 321 and encodes 106 amino acids.